This is a messenger RNA of Carlito syrichta (Philippine tarsier), 784 nucleotides long. It is a transcript of the gene LDAH, whose product is annotated as lipid droplet associated hydrolase. The coding region runs from base 71 to 784 and encodes 237 amino acids. Gene Ontology annotation, molecular function: lipase activity. The record is from RefSeq and is a predicted model, not a curated record. NCBI's taxonomy places the organism in Eukaryota, Metazoa, Chordata, Mammalia, Primates, Tarsiidae. Gene Ontology annotation, biological process: lipid storage. The transcript is spliced from 5 exons. Gene Ontology annotation, cellular component: lipid droplet.
GGGACUUCCGCUUCCUGGCCGCCUUCCCAGGACUCUCCGGUAGAGCCGCCCUCCUUCUAGGCGGACAGAAAUGGACUCAGAACUCAAGGAAGAAAUUCCUGUCCACGAGGAAUUCAUUUUGUGUGGUGGAAUUGAAACCCAGGUUCUAAAAUGUGGGCCCUGGACUGACCUCUUUAAUGAUCAAAGUGUCAACAGGCCAAAGCUACUUAUUUUCAUUGUUCCCGGUAACCCAGGUUUUUCUACCUUUUAUGUGCCAUUUGCAAAGGCUUUAUUCUCUUUGACAAGCAGACGCUUUCCAGUUUGGAUUAUCAGUCAUGCAGGGCAUGCCUUGGCCCCCAGAGACAAGAAGAUUCUUACAUCGGAGGAUCCAAAUGCACAAGAGAUUAAGGACAUCUAUGGACUGAGUGGUCAAAUAGAACACAAACUAGCUUUUCUGAGAACUCAUGUGCCAAAGGAAAUGAAGCUUGUGCUCAUUGGCCAUUCAGUAGGCAGCUAUAUUUCUCUUCAGAUGUUGAAGCGUGAGCCUGAGCUUCCAGUAAUUCGCUCCUUUCUGCUCUUUCCAACAAUUGAGCGGAUAUCUGAGUCACCCAACGGCAGAAUUGCUACCCCGUUCUUGUGCUGGUUUCGGUAUGUUCUCUAUGCUGCUGGCUACUUAAUACUGAAACCAUGCCCUGAGAAAAUCAAGUCCUUGCUAAUCGGGAUGGGCCUUCAAGUAAUGAACCUGGAGAAUGAAUUUUCACCAUUGAAUGUCUUAGAACCUUUCUGCCUUGGUAAGCAAAUUUAA